Messenger RNA from Trachymyrmex septentrionalis, 771 nucleotides. RefSeq names its product odorant receptor 43a-like. Gene Ontology annotation, cellular component: plasma membrane. Lineage: Eukaryota; Metazoa; Arthropoda; Insecta; Hymenoptera; Formicidae. The transcript has 6 exons. Bases 1 to 771 code for a protein of 256 amino acids. The record is from RefSeq and is a predicted model, not a curated record. Gene Ontology annotation, molecular function: olfactory receptor activity; odorant binding. Gene Ontology annotation, biological process: detection of chemical stimulus involved in sensory perception of smell; sensory perception of smell.
AUGAUGGCAGAAGAUUGGAUGGAAUUAAAGAUAGACGCAGAAAGAAACGUAAUGAUUAAACGAGCACAAACUGCGCGAUUGAUUGCAUAUUAUUUUUACGAUACAGAUAAGAGUCCACAAUUUGAAAUCGCGCUUGUGAUUCAAGCUGCGACGAUGUUUCUAGGUGGAAUGACUUAUACCUCGGUAGAUGCUUUUCUUGGACUCUUGAUCCUUCACAUCUGUGGCCAAUUGGAAAACUUCAAACAUCGAUUGACCGAUUUGACAUCGUGCAAGGAUUUUGAUAGCGCUUUGCGUAACAACGUACAAACUCAUCUGCGGAUAAUAAGAUUUGCCAAUAAUAUUGAAGAUACAUUCGCCUUAUUGAUGUUGGGACUAGUAUUUUAUUUUGGUAUUGUAUUUUGUCUAUUCGGAUUUCUAUUUGUUACUGUGAUUACCGGGAACGAGAUAGGUCACAUGUCUCUUACAAGAAUAUACUUUUUAGUGAUUGGAAUCUUUACAUUAUUGGCGCAUACAUUUCUCUAUUGUGGUGCAGGGGAAAUUAUAGCAGAGCAAUGCGAAGCAGUAUACAAUGCAAUUUGCAAUCUUGAGUGGUAUAAAUUGGAACCGAGGAAGAAGAAAUAUCUUAUUUUAUUAAUGAUACGUGCUAAUGAACCUUUUCGUAUUACCGCGGAAAAGAUAUUUCCAUUAACAAUGACCACAUUUUGCAGCCUAUUAAAAACAUCGGCUGGCUACAUAUCAUUUUUACUAGCAAUGCGCGAAAUUGAAUUAUGA